Messenger RNA from Schistocerca piceifrons (Central American locust), 1201 nucleotides. RefSeq names its product fibronectin type 3 and ankyrin repeat domains protein 1-like. Lineage: Eukaryota; Metazoa; Arthropoda; Insecta; Orthoptera; Acrididae. Bases 77 to 1201 code for a protein of 374 amino acids. Gene Ontology annotation, molecular function: protein binding. The record is from RefSeq and is a predicted model, not a curated record. Gene Ontology annotation, cellular component: nucleus; cytoplasm. The transcript is spliced from 8 exons.
GUCAGCACACUUCUCCCGGCGAAGGUGCCGGGCUUCAUCGGAGGCGCCGCCUCGGCAUCCCGACUCUAUUGCUCCGAUGUCCAACGAGCAUACCGUGGAAUUGCAGGCUCCAGCCAAGCCAUCAGUAGUGUCCAGGGACCGCUACUCCGUGACGCUGUCCUGGAAUCCUCCAGAGGGUCUACAGGCGAGCAAUGGAGAUCGCUCCAUCGUCUACACGUUACAGAUGCACGACCGCGUUCGGGGCUGGGUUACUGUAUACUGGGGCCACAGAACCCGCGAGCAGGUGCGAGACCUGCCCCCUGGAGGAUGUGCCCACUUCCGGCUGCGAGCUUCCCUUGACGACCGCCACAGCCCCUGGGGCGCCACCUUUGCCGCUAGCACAACAGAGGACCAGGUGGCGGUGGUGAAACUCGAGCGUGCAGUGGCUGCUGGCAAGACGGCCGUCGUCAAGAAAGUGCUCGCAUCCAGGCCCAGUGCAGCAGAGCUGAUGUCACGCGGUGGUGUCUCGCCGCUGGCGCAAGCGUCGCUGCGUGGCGACGCGCUCACCGUGUCACUGCUGCUGGCUGCGGGCGCAGACGCGGACAGGGCGGGAGGCGGCGCCGGCCGCACGCCGCUCAUGCUGGCUGCUGCACAGGGGCACCUUGACGUCUGCACCAUGCUGCUGGAGCGUGGCGCCAGCUGGGAUACCAAGGACUGGAGCGGGUGCACGCCGCUACACUACGCCGUCGACGCCUCCCAGCUGGACGUGGUCCGCCUGGCUCUCGACAGUGGCGCAGACAUCGAUGCUCGCGACAACCAAGGCUGGACACCCCUGAUGCGUGGAGUGUCUAUGGAGAGCAGCGAAGAGGUCCUGCGGGAGCUGGUGGGCCGCGGGGCAUCCCUGGACGCCGAGGACCGGCGCGGGCAGACGGCGCUGAUGCAGGCCGUGCUGGCGACGCGUCGUGACGCCGUCUCCAUACUGCUGGCCGCCGGGGCCGGCCGCAAGCGCAGGAACCUCUACGGCAACACCGCGCUGGACAUGGCGCGCGCCAGGAACCUCAAGGAAAUCGUCCGACUGCUGAUGAACGCUGAAGAUGAUGCCAGGAAUGGCAAGCGCAAGGCAACGCCAGAGGAGAAGGAUCUGCAGCAACAAGACGCUCGACCAUCCUCCCACUCUGCUAUGGUCUUAGCGUCAGCGAAGGCGAAAGAGGUGGCCCUCUAA